GUUGACGAAUGCUCGGGUCUCCGAGGCGUGGAUCAUACGUGUCCUCAGGAGACCCUUUGCAUAAAUACUCCAGGUGCAUACGAAUGUGUCUGCAAGUCUGACCCAAAAGAAGCCACUGAAUAUACAAGGUUAAAACGCUCUACAGAAAGCUCAAGAGUAGGAGAGUUCUUGCAAAGAAUAUACCACAAUCUGUUUGAUUCUACUCAUACACGGCGACGGAAUGGGUUAGCUGGCGAGGCUGAGGCUGAGGCUGAAACUGCUGGUAAAAAUGGAUUGGAAGAUCAACCACCAGAUCGAAUCUGCUCUAAAGAUACUGAGAUUGGUAAUUUACCGUCAUUCUACGUCAGUUUUCUCUCCGCAUGCACCUCUGCUCUUCGCCUUACAGAUUGUCUUCUUUCGCAGCCGACGUCAAGCCAUGAAGGCCAUCAUGCAACUAUGAAGCGCAUUAAAGCCUAUGAAUUUGCUACCAAAGUUAUGCCAGGAUCCUUCGCGCGAGACCAGUUUGCUUCGAUUUUGCCCAUUUGUCAAAAUGGUCACCUAUUUUGUCCCGAUUCCGGCAUAUCACAACUACGCAUAGACGGACAAUUUGCGUCUUGGAAACAGCGACCCUUGUCCUGGUUGGCGGAAUUGCAGACCUCUGCUGAAAGAGUUUCACAGCCGAUGGCAUUUGCUGUCUUCUCCUCGUCCAAGGGUCUAGACAGUAAAUUCACUAGAAAGUUGGGAACAGUUGAACAGGAUAUUGGCGUGUGCAGCAACUGUAGCCAACUGCUAGCCUUCCUAGAGACAGAGGCAAAAGACAUACUGCCCUCGAAGCUUGACGAAAGUACAGGUUGGGCCAAGCAUCAGGCGUCAGCCUGCUGCUCCUCUAGAGGGAAAGGCGGUGAUAUCGACUGUCCUCCACACGAAAUCAGAGGCAACACAAUCACUAUGGCGAGGACAGGGGGCGACUUCGAAAGUAAAUUGGGGUUGGAUUCCAGAAUGAUCUGCGGUGGCGUUGAGGCAGAGAUAAGCUAUCAAUGGCGGGUUCUGGAUGAGGUUGAGGACGAGACCAACCGAGCCAAUUUUAUACAAAACACACAGCUCAGAACGGUCUCAAUUGGGGGCGAAAGUGAACAUAUGAUAUCUUCAUUAGCAGGUCAAGAUGACCAAGUGAAAUCUCCAAGUCGACAAGAGAGCAUUAAACAAUCUGACUCUUCUGCGCCAGACGUAGAACCUGAGCCGGUGGAGGAAUAUUCAGCUUGGAAGCGACUGCGUCGACGAAGUGUCAAGACUCUUGGCUGUGAGAUCUGUUUGUGUCAGGUUAGUUUCUGUGACGGGCAUGAUUUCUCAAAGACCUGCUUAUAA
This is a messenger RNA of Protopolystoma xenopodis, 1344 nucleotides long. Lineage: Eukaryota; Metazoa; Platyhelminthes; Monogenea; Polystomatidea; Polystomatidae. The record is from the annotation of a GenBank genome assembly.